Olea europaea var. sylvestris is the source of this 1551-nucleotide messenger RNA. Its product is annotated as probable low-specificity L-threonine aldolase 1. Gene Ontology annotation, molecular function: L-allo-threonine aldolase activity. Gene Ontology annotation, biological process: glycine biosynthetic process; L-threonine catabolic process. The record is from RefSeq and is a predicted model, not a curated record. The transcript has 11 exons. Gene Ontology annotation, cellular component: cytosol. NCBI's taxonomy places the organism in Eukaryota, Viridiplantae, Streptophyta, Magnoliopsida, Lamiales, Oleaceae. Bases 302 to 1381 code for a protein of 359 amino acids.
AUAAUUCAGUCGCAGCCAUUGGUGUUAGGUACAUUAAAAUUUCUCUCUCCAUCUUGGAUGCUAGUCAUCAUGCAAACUAGAAAGUGCAUUUCUAAUAUAUACGCAUAUAUGAAUGGUGGCUUAAGGAUUAUCACAAAACCAAAAAACAAGAAAACAGUAAAGGAUACGAACCAGACGCUUCCCCUGUGAAAGCUGUGGUGGGGUAGGUUGCUAGGAAAAAAAAUCGAAGAUUCAGUUUGUGAAGAAAACAUACCGCUAUAGGUACUGGAGUUGCUGCACCUGAUUUGACAGAGAGUUAAAAAUGGUAAUGAGAAGAGUGGAUCUCCGGUCUGACACUGUCACUAAACCAACUGAAACCAUGCGGGCAGCAAUGGCUAGUGCUGAAGUUGAUGAUGAUGUACUGGGUUACGACCCAACGGCCGCUCGCCUUGAAACGGAGAUGGCAAGAAUCAUGGGCAAGGAAGCAGCACUAUUUGUCCCUUCAGGCACAAUGGCUAACCUGAUUUGUGUGCUCACUCACUGUGCAAUUCGGGGAAGUGAAGUCAUUCUCGGGGACUAUUCUCAUAUCCACAUUUAUGAAAAUGGAGGCAUUUCCACAAUUGGAGGCGUUCAUCCAAGGACAGUGAAAAAUAAUGAAGAUGGGACAAUGGAUAUUAAUCAAAUUGAAGCAGCUAUAAGAGAUCCUACAUUUGAGAUCUGUUAUCCAACUACUAGGCUCAUCUGCUUGGAGAAUUCGCAUGCACACUCAGGUGGGAGAUGUCUUACAGUAGAGUAUACAGACAAAGUUGGUGAGCUAGCAAAGAAGCACGGUUUGAAGCUUCACAUUGAUGGGGCUCGUAUCUUCAAUGCAUCAGUGGCACUUGGAGUUCCUGUUCACAGGCUUGUGCAAGCAGCUGAUUCAGUAACGGCUUGUUUAUCAAAAGGUCUUGGUGCUCCAGUUGGAACUGUGAUUUCAGGCUCAAAAAGCUUCAUUGCCAGGGCAAAGAUUCUCAGGAAGACUUUAGGUGGUGGAAUGAGACAGGUAGGCGUCCUAUGUGCCCCUGCUCUAGUUGCAUUGGAAGAAAAUAUUAGUAAACUUGAAGGUGAUCAUCAAAAGGCUAAGAUUUUGGCAGAGGGACUGAACAAAAUCAAAGGAUUAAAAGUCGAUAUGGCUUCCGUGGAGACCAACAUUGUGUAUUUUGACAUUCUUGAGGGUUCAAAUAUCACGGAAACUCACUUAUGCAAGAUUCUAGAAGCGCAUGGUGUACUAACAAUGCCAGAAGGGCCACUCAAAAUGCGGCUUGUCGUUCACCACCAAAUCUCGGAAAGCGAUGUGCAGUACACGUUGUCUUGCAUUCAGAAAGCAGUAAUUGGGUUCGUUGAUGAAAAUGGUGACAAGUGAAGUUCCCCAUUUAGAAGAUCAUCGUUUGGGUUUAAUUAUGUUUGAUGUUUAUCAGAAAUUUAAAACCUUAAAAGUAGAAAACUAUAUCUGGAACUGUAGCUCUAAAAACAUUUGCAUAUCCACUAUUGCCAAAUUCUAGUUUUAUUUUGUGGAGUCCAUACUUUAAGGUU